Messenger RNA from Tricharina praecox, 651 nucleotides. RefSeq lists its product as uncharacterized. NCBI's taxonomy places the organism in Eukaryota, Fungi, Ascomycota, Pezizomycetes, Pezizales, Pyronemataceae. The transcript is spliced from 5 exons. The record is from RefSeq and is a predicted model, not a curated record. The coding region runs from base 1 to 651 and encodes 216 amino acids.
AUGGGGAGCGAUCUGGGAGAAUACCCGCACACACCUUCAAGGACCACGAUUAGGAGGGCCAAGGGAGAUAAUUCCUUUGCCCCCUUCAAUUCCCGGACACAGUUCCGCCAUAUGUACCGCCCCAUGUCAGCGGGGAUGAGUUCUGGUACCAAGCGAAAGACGUCGGACAGCGACGGUGAGGAUGCGGCAAAUCCUGCCGCUGUACCUGAUGCGCCCUCACCAACCGCUCUUCCUGCCGCUGUCUGUGCAGCGCAGCCGGCUAGUCAGCCAGUCGACCAAGGCCAGCAGCCCGAUCCGAACGGAUCAGACCACAUGAUGCAGAACUUUGGAAGGACGACGCAGCAGCUCAUUAUGAUGCUCUACGCUGCCCAACAUACCCGUCUAGUACAAUGCGCCCGGGACGAACGAGAAGGAAUCGACCGAAAACCUGACGCUGAUUGUUGCCCCGGUGUCGGUGAUGUCCACCUGGACCGAGCAGCACGGCGGAUGCAUGCCUUCUCAAUUGCGCACCGUGUAUCCAAGGAGAAUCCCAUCAAUGUCGCGGUCUACCAUGGGCCACGGAGAUACUCGAUAAUUUUCGCCGACUACGACGUGGUUGUAACAAGUUACUCCACUCUGGCCGCGGAUUUCAGUGCUUCAGGCAAUCGAUAG